Messenger RNA from Mercenaria mercenaria, 1455 nucleotides. RefSeq lists its product as uncharacterized. Lineage: Eukaryota; Metazoa; Mollusca; Bivalvia; Venerida; Veneridae. The record is from RefSeq and is a predicted model, not a curated record. The coding region runs from base 1 to 1455 and encodes 484 amino acids. The transcript is spliced from 6 exons.
AUGAAAACAUUUAACUAUGCAAAGAAAAACAACCUUCUCAGCAAAACACAGUUAAAUAAUUUAUUUCCGCCGUAUAACCCACCUUCUUCAGAUACAUUCGAUGUAUCACUUUUAGUUUAUCUUUUGAGGAACAUAUGUGGACUCAAGUCAAAAUCGAAUUGGUGGAGUGAAAACGACAACAGUAAAAUACCGGAUAAGAUGGUUGAUGAGGAGGCCGACAUUGCUCGUUUAAAGAACUUGAGAAAUGAGAUGCAGCAUAAGCAGGUUGCUUCACUUGAGCAGGUGGAAUUUGAGACAAUGUGGGAUUUGGCGGAAAAGGUAAUGCUUCGACUUGCUACGAAAUGCAAUAUACCUGACCAGAAGCAGAAAAUUGAUGAUAUAAAAGACAGACAACUGGAUUUAGUUACAGAAGAAAUGAGGAGUAUAAGAGCAAACACAGAACUGUUUUUCCAAGACUAUCAAGACGAUGACCGAUAUGUAGAAACUGCUGCUUAUCAGAAAGCGAAGACAGUUCUUGAGGAGAAACAAAUUGUCAUACUCACCGGUCACCCAGGCGAAGGCAAAACAACCAUGGCUGCUAGACUUGCGCUACACAUGAUUAUAGUAGACGACAUAUUUGGUGCAGGUGCGCUUGAUCAAAAGUUGGUAGGUGAUUGGAGACAAUACCUAACUGAUAUAGAAAGAGCAGCAAAGAAAAAGGCCGUGAGAGUAAUUAUAACAUCCAGACAUUACAUAUUUGAGGAAUCUAAGGAGGAACUGGGUUCUUUGCCAAUGUUCAAAGAUGAAAAUGAAACCGUUCUUCUGCUUACUUCCUCCGAACUUACACACGAUGAGAAAACUAACAUUCUUAAAAUGCAAGCGGAGAAAAAUGAGAAACAGCUUGAAGACUGCACUAUAUUUGAAUGUGUUGAAGCUUCAAGGGGGCCGACAGAAGACAUUAACGAUUUUUUGUUUGGCUUCCCCGAAUGUGCCUCAAUGUUUGUCAGAAAUGAAAACAUGUUGCAGAAAGGAGCAGCCUUUUUCAAGAAACCUGCAUCACACUACAAGAAAUAUUUAGAAGCUUUAUACAGAGGAAAAGAGAAGGAUAAAUUUUUAGCACUUGUUGCUGUAUGGGCCAAAGAAAAUAAACGAUUAUCACGGGAUGAACUACGGACAAGGAAAACUGCUUCAGACCAUAUCAAACGAAUAGCAGAAAUAUUCGACCACGAUCUUGAUAAAGAAUUUCUCGAGACAAUGCGACUAUCACUUGAUACCCAUGUUGGAGGAUAUCUAGUUUUCAGUAAAGCGACAGGAGAAUAUGCAUUCAGUCACAAUGUCAUUGGGGACAUGGUCGGACUGGUCAUCGGGAAGAAGAAGCCAGAGGAAACCGUGGAAAUUUGUCCUAGAGAUUUUCUGAUGGAGUAUAUUUCCAUUGGUGAAACCGCGCGAGAUGACUUUAAAAAACUCCAACAGUAG